Prorocentrum cordatum is the source of this 2265-nucleotide messenger RNA. Lineage: Eukaryota; Dinophyceae; Prorocentrales; Prorocentraceae. The record is from the annotation of a GenBank genome assembly.
GCGAUGGACGCGGCGCGCCUCGAGCUCGAGUCCCUCGUCCUCCUCCAGCUGCAGGGCCUGUCGGACGCCAGGGACGCCGACGGCCUGGCCGCGGCUCUCCAGGAGGCCGAGCAGACCGGGCUGCAGGAGUCCCAGGUGGCCGACUUCAAGGUCACGCUGUCCCGCUGGCGCGUGGAGCAGGCGCACGCGCGCGAGCUGCGGGAGGCGCUGGGGAGCGGGGAGCGCGGUCGCCUCGCGGAGGCGCUGUGGGCCGCGGAGGCCGCGGGCGUGGACUGCGAGGACGCCCGCCGAGCGCGCGGGGCGCUGGAGGCCGCGGAGGCCGCCGAGCGGCUGGCCGCCGCCCGCGCCGAGGCGCGGCAGCAGCUCGAGCUGGCGCUGCACGGGGAGGACGUGCAGAAGGUGGCCUCCGCCCUCGCAGACGCCGACGACGCGGGCCUGUGCGGGCUGGAGGUCGACCGCGCCCGCGCCGCCCUCCGCCGGCUGCGGAGCGCUGCGGGCGCUGCCCAGGAGCUGGCCGACGCCGCGGGCGCCGCGGACCUCUACCGGCUGCGCGCGGCGCUGGCGGCGGCGCGGGGCGCGGGCGUGGGCGCCGCGGACAUCCAGGCCGCGCGGCGAUCGCUCGCCACGCUGGAGGCGCGGGCGCGGGCGCGGCGCGAGAUCGAGGUGGCCUCGCUCGGCCGCGACACCGAGCUGCUCUCGCGGGCCCUGGAGGCCGCCGAGGCCGCCGGCGUCGGCCGCGAGGAGCUCGCGCGGGCCUCCGCGCUGCUGCGCGACCUUGCGGAGUCGGGCAGCGGCCGCGAGCUGCGCGCGGCCCUGGCGUCGGAGGACCUCGACCGCCUGCGGGCCGCCGCCGGCGCCGCCACCGACGCCGGCAUGGCCGGCCCGGAGGUCGACGCGGCCUGGCAGCGGGUGCGCACGAUGGAGUCCCAGCAGUGGUGGCGCCGGCAGCUCCAGGCCGCCACGGGCGGCGGCGACGCGGCGCGCCUGCAGGCGGCCAUCCAGCAGGCCGUGGCCGCCGGCAUGGGCAGCAGCGCCGAGGUCACGGCCGCGCGCGCGCAGCUCAGCGAGUGGACCACGCAGCAGCAGGCGCGGAUGGAGCUCCGCCUGGCGUGCGCGGGCGGCAACUCCGAGGCCCUCCGCAGGGCGGCGGCUGCGGCGGAGCGGUCCGGGCUUCGGCCAGAGCACGAGCUCGCCGCCGCCAGGCGCUCGCUGGGCGAGCGCUCGCCGCAGCCGGCGGCGGCCGCUCCGCGGGUCCGCGCGGCCGUAGACGGCGCGCCCUCUUCGCCGGCGGGCCGGCGGCUCCAGCUGCCCCUGAGGCCGCCGUCGAUGUCCGACGAGUUCGAGGCGCCGCCCACCGAUCCGAAGCUGCCCGGCUCGGCGGCGCCGCGGGGCUCGCCGUGCUUCGGGAGCGGCAGCCCCGCCGCGGCCUCGCCGCUGGCGGCGCUGCCGUCGCCCUCCCGCGCCGCCGCGAAGCGCUCGGUGCACUUUUCGACCUAGGGCACGCGGGGAAGGAUCUGAGAUUCGAGGUAGGAACGGCGGCACAAAUCAGGGUUCUUUCUUCCUCUAUCUGCGGCGGUGGGUAGCAUGGGGCUGUGCAGGUCGAGGCCUCCCAAGCGGGCCUCCAGGAGGCGAGUCUAGUUCUUAGCACUUUGCAGGUUUUGUUUCAUAGUUUAGGAGGGCUUGUCUGUCCUGUGCAUAGUGUUCUCCUGCACGUGGCAUACGGCGUCGGUUCGACAUGGAUCUGACGCGGACUCGACGGGAAUAGCGUCGCUGUCAUCAUGGAGACGGUAUCGCUUGCGUGAUUAGUGAAUGCAUUACCGGCGCGCCUGGCACGCCUGUACAGCAGGUGCUCUUGCGUUGGCUCCGGGCGUCCCCAUAAGCGGGCGCCCGAUUCGAGCGUGGACCGCUCAGAGAGGCGGCCUGUCGAGACGCACGGAAGCCCAGGCAGCUCGUCCAGCGCCCCUCUCUCCUGCCUUCCCUGCCCCUGGAGAGCUUCGGGGGUCGGCCCUGGGCAGGCAGGGAGCGACCCGCGGGCCUCUGCUCGCGUCGGGCCCUCGACCACGGCACGCGCGCGGGGCUCCCGAGACGGCGGCAGGGGACGGCUUCGCCCCCUGCCGGCGGCCCCCUCCCUCGGAGGAUGGGGAAUGCAAGAGCUAUGUUCUGAGGCCUGGGCGCCGUCGUGAGGCAGCGUAGGAUCUCGUGCAUAGCUGCCCCGAUACGCCCGUGUUGAAGCGCAGCGCGUGCCGUGUUCAGAAAACGUCCGUG